UCAAAGAGUUUGCUUAGGCAGAUAGAAUGGUUUUGUCCUGACUUUUGGGGAGAUGAAAUGUUGCUUUUAAAUAUUCAGCGUUUUGCUAUGACACAUUAGUUGCUUUUUAUUAAAAGUUAUCCCCUUGUAUAAUUGCCAUAACUAAACUGUGCCACUUAACCCCAUGAAACUUAUUACUCUGUACUGUGCAGUUAAGGACAUUAUAGUCAUACUAUUCUGCUUUUUAUAAGGACCCAGGGGAGAAAUUUUUCAUAGGUUUCUGUCCAGAACAGCUGUGAUUCUUCCAAGCAGCAGAUUUGUUUUUUGACUUCAGGACAGUGGAAUCAUUUAACCACUUGUUUUCUAUUUGGUGAUGGCUGUUUGGUAGCCCAAGAACCGAUUUUAUAUAUUUCUGUCAAAAAAUGAAGGACCAAUGGCUUGCAUUGGAAUGCUAACCUUGUGCAGUAUUUUCACUUUGUUUUUCCUACCACGGUUUUCCCCUUACCACUGAAUGAAUUUAAUUUUCUUAUGUAUUUGUUAGCCUUCAUGAACAGUAUUUUAGAAUGAGACAGAACCUACACACUGACAAUCUCUGCGCUUCUGAGAAUUACAGGUUAGACUAUGCAAUACCCUCAGAAAAUCAGGAGAUUGACAAUCUCUGCGCUUCUGAGAAUUACAGUUGAGAUUACAGACAUCCUGCCAGAAUGCUUUCUUCAAAGCCCAGACUUGUCGUACCCUAUGGCCUCAAGACUCUACUCGAGGGAGUUAGCAGAGCUGUUCUCAAAACCAAACCAUCAAACAUCACCCAGUUUGCAGCGAUUUAUUUUAAAGAACUUAUUGUAUUUAGAGAAGGGAAUAAUUCUCUGGAUAUAAAAGAUCUGGUUAAACAAUUUCAUCAGCUUAAAGUAGAGAAGUGGUCAGAAGGAGUGACACAGGAGAAGAAAUCAGAACCAGAACGAACACCUGUAGUUUCCCAAGAACCUACACGGAUGGAAAAAUCCACGGACACAGAGGAGGAUAAUAUAUCUGCACCACAGUUUAGCAACAAGACCACCCAGUUUCCAUCAAUUAAUACUGAGUGCCCACAGACUGAGGGGACAAGCGAAGCAGUUCGUGGUCCUUCUUCCAAACCAGUCACCCCCAAGACUACCACUCCACCCUCAUCACCAUCUCCAGCAGCUGUCUCAGCAGAGUUUGCCUAUGUCCCAGCUGACCCAGCUCAGUUUGCCACUCAGAUGUUAGGUAAUGUUUCAUCUAUUCAUUCUGAUCAAUCUGAAAUUUUAAUGGUGGACGUGGCAACAAGUAUGCCUGUUCUUAACAAGGUACUGAAGUCAGAGAUUGCUGAAGAAGUCGUGGGGACUGCUCCUCCGGAGUGUUCUGGAGAGCCAGUACAGGUAGAUGAGGACUAUGAGGCUGAACUACCAACGGCUUUCUCAAUCCCCUUGCAGGCUGAACAACAUCCUCCUGCUUAUGAUCAAGCUCCUAAGGUCCCUUUACAGGCUGAUGAUCGGGUUACAACAGCCCUUCGUAUAUCAUCUAUAUAUAACAAUCAGCCUGUCGCUGAAGGAAUUAUCUAUGUUGAGCAAAUACCAGAACAUAUAGUUAUCCCUUUUACUGAUCAAGUUGCUUGUCUGAAAGGAAAUGGGCAAUUACCAUCAGUUAGUCCCAAACCUGUGCAGUUGAAGGAGGAUGAAAAUUUUGACUCCUCAAUAAAUAUGGAGGCAGAAGCUACCUUUCUGCUCUCCGACAGCUAUUUGGAAGGUUACCCUAAGGGACCUGCAGAAUCCCUGGAUGCAGAGGGCUUUAUCAAAAUAGGCACUGAACAAUCUCUGCAUGUUGAAGUGGAGAUCACUUCCAGAGACUUUGGGCAGCAGACGUCACUGGAGAACUUGCCCUCGGGGUACACUGCAGAAGUGUAAGAAAUCUAGUGGCCCCUUCCCUCGUAUUCCAGAAGGUCUUACUCAGCCAGAAACCGAACUCGAGGGGGAAGCAGUACCUGAACAGGUUUGAUGAGGCCAGCACUAGCAACAAGCGAAGCAGGACAACCACCACCAUAUUCUAACAUGUGGACCCUUUACUGUCUAACUGAUAUGAAUCAACAAAGUCGCCCAUCACCGCCACCAGCACCUGGGCCUUUUCCCCAAGCAACCCUCU
This is a messenger RNA of Ictidomys tridecemlineatus (thirteen-lined ground squirrel), 2133 nucleotides long. RefSeq names its product calcium binding tyrosine phosphorylation regulated (gene Cabyr). Lineage: Eukaryota; Metazoa; Chordata; Mammalia; Rodentia; Sciuridae. Gene Ontology annotation, cellular component: cytoplasm; sperm fibrous sheath. Gene Ontology annotation, molecular function: calcium ion binding. Gene Ontology annotation, biological process: sperm capacitation. The record is from RefSeq and is a predicted model, not a curated record.